Molecule: messenger RNA, 6020 nt
Organism: Hipposideros armiger (great roundleaf bat)
Lineage: Eukaryota; Metazoa; Chordata; Mammalia; Chiroptera; Hipposideridae
Gene: PPIG
Product: peptidylprolyl isomerase G
Exons: 10
Coding region: 66-2132 (688 amino acids)
Biological process (GO): protein peptidyl-prolyl isomerization; protein folding
Cellular component (GO): cytoplasm; mitochondrion
Molecular function (GO): peptidyl-prolyl cis-trans isomerase activity; cyclosporin A binding
Source: RefSeq, a predicted model, not a curated record
UUAUGAGAAACCUUUGUCUGUUUGCCUGAAACAGUAUUUUACUCAUAGAUUGAAUUAUUGGAGCCAUGGGAAUAAAGGUUCAGCGUCCUCGAUGUUUUUUUGACAUUGCCAUUAAUAAUCAACCUGCUGGAAGAGUUGUCUUUGAAUUAUUUUCUGAUGUGUGCCCCAAAACGUGUGAGAACUUUCGUUGUCUUUGUACAGGUGAAAAGGGGACAGGGAAAUCAACUCAGAAGCCAUUACAUUAUAAGAGUUGCCUCUUUCACAGAGUUGUCAAAGACUUCAUGGUGCAGGGUGGUGAUUUCAGUGAAGUGCCCAUCUUCAUUCUAUGGUACCAGUAUUUUCUAGUAGCUAGCUACUCAGGUAUCAGCCUUCUUAACUACAAAGCUUUAAGGCUGCUUUGUUUUUCUCUGACUUUGUUUUUAUUCUUCUAUCUGAUGAUUUCCAAAAGAACAACGAAACCAACUCCUCAUUUAGAUGGGCAUCAUGUUGUUUUUGGGCAAGUGAUUUCUGGUCAAGAAGUUGUGAGAGAGAUAGAAAACCAGAAAACAGAUGCAGCUAGCAAACCAUUUGCUGAGGUGCGGAUACUCAGUUGUGGAGAGCUGAUUCCCAAAUCUAAAGUCUUCCUAUUAAGUGCAUCUAGUGAAAGUGAAGCUGAAAAUCUUGAAGCACAACCCCAGUCUACUGUCCGUCCAGAAGAGAUCCCUCCUAUACCUGAGAAUAGAUUUCUGAUGAGAAAAAGUCCUCCUAAAGCUGAUGAAAAAGAAAGAAAACCCAGAGAAAGAGACAGAGAAAGAGAAUGUAAUCCACCUAACUCCCAGCCUGCUUCAUACCAGAGGCGACUUUUAGUUACUAGGUCUGGCAGGAAAAUUAAAGGAAGAGGACCAAGGCGUUAUCGAACUCCAUCUAGAUCCAGAUCAAGGGAUCGUUUCAGACGUAGUGAGACUCCUCCACAUUGGAGGCAAGAGAUGCAGAGAGCUCAAAGAAUGAGGGUAUCAAGUGGUGAAAGAUGGAUCAAAGGGGAUAAGAGUGAGUUAAAUGAAGUAAAAGAAAAUCAAAGAAGUCCAAUUAGAGUAAAAGAGAAAAAAAUCACUGAUCACAGGCAUGUGUCUGAGAGCCCAAAUAGAAAAAGUGAAAAGGAAAAGAAAGUUAAAGACCAUAAAUCUAACAGCAAAGAGAGAGACAUCAGAAGAAAUUCAGAAAAAGAUGAUAAGUAUAAUAAAAACAAAGUGAAGAAAAGGGCCAAAUCUAAAAGUAGGAGUAAAAGCAAGGAGAAAUCCAAGAGUAAGGAAAGAGAUACAAAGCAUAAUAGACAUGAAGAAAAGAGGAUGAGAUCAAGGAGUAAAGAAAGGGAUCAUGAGAAUGUUAAAGAAAAAGAAAAGCCUGAUUCUAAAGGAAAAGAUCGGGAAAGGAGUAGAAGUAAAGAGAAGUCUAAACAAUUAGAAUCGAAAAGUGAGGAGCAUGAUCAUAAUAAAAGUAAGGAAAAGGAUAGACGAGCACAGUCUAGGAGUAGAGAACGUGAUAUAACUAAAGGCAAACACAGUUACAAUAGUAGAACAAGGGAACGAAGCAGAAGUCGGGACAGGAGCAGAAGAGUGCGAUCCAGAAGCCAUGACCGCGAUCGCAGCAGAAGCAAGGACUACCAUAGAUACAGAGAACAGGAAUACAGGAGAAGAGGAAGGACACGGAGCCGAGACAGAAGAGCGACACCAGGAAGAUCAAGAAGUAAAGAUAGGAGGAGGAGAAGGAGAGAUUCACGGAGCUCAGAGAGAGAAGAAAGUCAAAGCAGAAACAAAGAAAAAUAUAGGAACCAAGAAAGUAAGAGUUCACACAGAAAAGAAAAUUCUGAGGGUGAGAAGAGAAUGUACUCUAAAAGUCGUGAUCAUAAUAGCUCAAAUAAUAAGGAAAAAAAGGCUGAUAGAGAUCAAAGUCCAUUCUCAAAAAUAAAACAAAAUAGUCAGGACAGUGAAUUAAAAUUUUCCGCAUUGAAAAAUAAGGAGGAUGAGAAAACCAUAUCCUCAGUGGAAAAAGAAAACCAAAAAUCAAAGGGUCAAGAAAACGACCAUGUACAUGAUAAAAAUAAAAAAUUUGAUCAUGAAUCAAGCCCUGGAACAGAUGAAGACAAAAGUGGAUGAGUGAGUUGUGUAAAUUUCUUAUUUCCAUUCUGUCUCAAAUUUUAAGUUUUAGAGACUUGCUGAUGAAUCUCCUUUAUGUUGUUUUCCUCUUUUCAUUGUUUUUGGGUUGUUUUAUGUUUGUCUUUUUUUUUUUUUUUUAAACGUGGACUUUAUUGAGUUGAUCUUUUGAUAAUCUGCAACCUGGAUAAUUUGUACUGCUAAAGUUUUAAUAAACUUGAAAUGAGAAAAACACUUUGGUGUAAUACUGUGUGCUGUGUUUAACUAUUUCAUGUAUGCAGUUUUGUAUUGCAACAAUCAGCCAAUAGCAAACAUGCCAUUCUAUACCUUAAUUUGUGUGAUCAGCCAGUUAGAAAUCAGUAUAACUGAUUGUUGGAAUACAUUGUUACAAAAGCUUGUGUUCAUCGUGAUUAAAGUAACUUUAGAAGCCACUAGAUAGAUGAAGUCUUGUAAAGAUUUUCUGAUUGCAUUUAUAAUAGAGGCUUGCAGCAGCAGCUUUUAAUUACACAGAAGCAGGAUCCUAGUAACGAGAUCUUAAGUCAUCACUUUCAAUUUUAUAGUAAUUUGUGCUUUAAAAUAGAUACUUAGUUAUUUAUAUUGUACUUCAUGUUCUCUUUAUGGUUCCAUCUGCAGCUUAUUUUAUAUUAAUAUUUUUCCUAUAUAGUUUUGUGUUACUAACUGUCCAUAAAAAUAGUUGAAUAUUUUUUUUCAGUUGAUGUACUGAUUGAGGUUGACUUGCUGUUAUACAGCAUCUGAUGAGAACUGUACCAUGGAAGAUCAGAUUGUAAUUCUCAACCUACGUUGCUUUUGGUGUGAAGAGAUGAAACUUUUGCUUUUUGAGACCAUUGUUUUAUUGUUAGUUAACCUCCUCCAAAAUGAAAAAAAAAGUACUUUUCUCACUAAAACAUACCACUUAUGCAACUCUUUAAGUUAGAUUCUAAAAAUUGUUCAUAUUGACACAUUAACUUACAAGAUUUCUCUUUUUGGCCACUAACCUAUAUAGAAUUGAAUGUUAAUUCUGCAUGGUUGUUCGUUUGUUUUUUUAUUUUUAACUUGAACUGAUUAACACCCAGAGCUGUGAGUUUCAAAUGGCAAGACAAUGCAUCUUUUCUAUAUCUGUAUCACAAUAGGCUAUAGCAUGUUUAUGACUCGGGUUUCUUUCUAUUCAGGUGGCUUUAUACCAUUACUGUUAACAUUAUUUUAACUUGGCAAAUAUUGCCACAUAUAGUAGAAAGUUGCAAAAUUUGAUAGCUUACAGAGUUAAACACUAAAGAUAUCUAAAGUCCAUUUAGAAUUUUAUGUGUUGUAUAUUGCUAUUUUUGUGAUGUGUGGCCUUUUAUUCUGUAAUUUCUCUUCUAAAUAAAAUAUUGAACAUCCAGCAAACAGAAAACCUGCCUCAUUUGAAAAGAAAUUUCAGAAUUCCAAUUAAUAGUAGCUUCUAGAGUAUUUUGUACUUUAAUAUUUGUCAAUAUAGUGUCUAUUACCACGAUAGCUUCUUGGUAAAUCCAAUAGCUUAUUCAAUGCUAUUUGUACUGAGCAAAGUAAUGCUUAACAUAAUAUUUCCCAUUAUUGAUUAAUAUAAUAAUGAUACAUUGGCAUUGUGGUAGCUGUUUGCAUAAUGAAUAGGGUAAUGAUUAUAAGAUUGUUUGGAAUAUCUUGAAACAAAUAUCCAAAGUGGAGUCUUUCCAGAAAAACUUUUUUCCUAAUCAUAAAAGUAAGUUAUUUAUGAUAAUCCAGGGUAUUUGAUUCCUUAGCUUUGACCACAAACCCACUUUAGGAAUAACUGAAUCUUAAAUGCCCUAACUUUAUAAUCUGUUAUAUAUUUUAAAUUAGUUAUUUGCUUCAAAUUCAGUAAGUUGCAUUUUAAAAAUCUAUUUUAAAUUAUUUGAGCUUCAAGAAAGAUGCUAUUAAGAAAGGAUUUCUAAUAAUUAACAUUUAAAAAGAAAGACCCAUGCUAAGUAAAAAUACUUCUAUGUUGUCUGAUCCCAGAGCUUUAUCUACUAAGAAUUAUAGGCAAGUAACUAUAGGGGGGAAAUUUUAGUAAUUUCUAUAAAUAAUAUUUUGUUUGGUUUAUCAAAAGAGCAACUCCAUGCAGAACAUUAUUUAUAGGGCUUUUUUAAAAAAGCUUUGUUAGUUUUUACAAUAGAACAGAUAAUGAAUGGUAAAGGAGUUAAGAUGAGAGAUGACAAUCAGCUAGAUUUUAUAUUCAGAAUAUAAAGAACAUUUUGAAAAUGAUUAACAGUAUUAACUGUAGCUCAAGUCUGCCUUUGCGUCUGGAUAGCACACAGCUCAAACAGUCGUUUCCUUCCAUUACAUUUUUAAUAGUUGUACCACCUUUAGUUAAUACUUGGACAUACUCUGUUUUCCUAAAACUCAACCAAUUAAUUCCUUCUUGUCAAAUUGAUGUUAUAGUUAUGUUCAUGCUUACAGUUUACCUCAAAGUAUCUUUGACUUAAUAUCUUCUUAAAGGUAUUUUAAUUGGUUUGUCUUUAUUGCUGAAUUGGCAAUAUCUGAGAAAUUUUUUCAUGAUUAACAUGAAUGCUUUUUUGGUUUUGUUUUGUUUUGUUUUUGUAAACCAUCUGCCACAGAAAUGGGCACAACACAGACAUUAAUGAGCAGUAAAGAAGAUGCUGGGUUUAAAACAUUUUUUAAUUAUAGUUAGAGUUCAUACAAAGACCAUUGUAAUUUCUAAGUUCCUUAAAGCCCUGGCAGAAGUUUCUGAGAGUUUGACUGAUAAAUGUGUUUUACAAGGGUGAUACUGAUUCAUAUUGGCUUUUCUGAGUGGCCUUUGAUUCUUGUACCCAGUAGAUGAUAGGAAACUGAAAUGUAAAAGCUUCCUAAUAUAGACGGGAGCACAUUGGGUUUGUAGUAUUCUGAGUAGUGGUAUUUACUGACAAUUUUAAAAUUUGUUUUCAAGUUAGUAUAUGGAACAAGUUAGCAUGUUUUUUAGUAAGUAGUUCAUUGUGCUUCACUCUGGGUGGCAAUUUUUUCCAUCAACUUUGAACCUUUAAUAGUAAAUUUCUAUAGAAACAUGUUCUCUUUACCACCAGAAAGUACUUUAAAUAUACACCAUAUAGUUGAUGGUUAUAAAGAAACAAAAAUGGGUAUUUUUCUAUCUCUUCUUUGUCUUAUUUACUAUAAUUAUUCAGUUUAGUAUUCAUACAUUUACAGUUGAAUGAAGCCUCCAAGGACUGUAGGCUUAUAACCUGUUAGAUGUGGAAAGAUGUGUUUUGUUACAAAUACUUGUUUGAACUCCAGGAAGUGCAGCAUUGGCUAACACCUGCCCAUAGUGGGCUUCCCAACUGCCUGUAAAGGAUUCAGGCAAAUGCAAACUCUGGCCUAUGGUGUUACACAAGAAGUGACUAGUAAAGGAAAAGAAAGACCACAUAUAUAAAAUUCUAUCAGCAAAACUGGAGAAGGGAGUUUUUGAGGGUUUUGUUUGUAUUUAGGUAGAGGAGGGAGUGGUGGGGUGAUUUGUGUUCUUAAAGCAAAUUCCUAUGCUUACCAAAAGCACAUGCCGUAUAUUUUGUUCCCCUUUGUAUGUUUAUAGUAUUUUGAAGGAUUGAUAAGCGAAUUGGGUAUUUGUAUGAGGGGAUGUUAAAAGUUGUGGCUGCUAUCUUUGUUGAAGGGAAAACAAAUGAAGUUAAUGCACUUCUUUUCCUAGCUCAAAGUCACUGUGAUGUAUAUUUUUUUAAUGAAAUUUAGGAAUAAAGCUGUUGUCACAAUUACAAAAUUAGUUUCAAAAUGCUGCUUAUCUUAUCAGUCUAGUAACUUAAACUGUUUUCUGCAAACUGCAUUUUACAGAAUUUAAACUCUGAAACUGUAUCAAUUUUUAUAGUUAAACAUUGUAUUAAAUAAACUAACUAUAAUAAACAGUUUGUUUUGUAUUUU